Molecule: messenger RNA, 1050 nt
Organism: Emiliania huxleyi CCMP1516
Lineage: Eukaryota; Haptophyta; Isochrysidales; Noelaerhabdaceae
Exons: 6
Coding region: 1-1050 (349 amino acids)
Source: RefSeq, a predicted model, not a curated record
AUGGCGUUGGCUGUGCUGCGCAUGAUGCCACCCACCCUCACGUGCUUCCUGCGUGCAAUGUCUCUGCGGCUCCAGCGUGGUGCAAUCGACCCUGCGACCGCUGGCGGGUCGCCGAUGCAUUCCACCUCCUCGCUCCGGCGCCAGCGGGACCUCCUAAGAGCCUCCCUAUGGAGCACGCUCCAGGCCACUGACGACGGGCUCCUCGAUGACACGCUUGGUGUUCUCGAGGCGGAGUGUGCUCCGUCCGGCGGCGGCGCGGGUGGCGAGCGGGCGGCGGCAGCGAUGCGUCUCUUUGCGGUGCUCGCUGCUCACUCGCUACACCCGAACCAGCUACGCCGGCUGCUCGCGCUGCACACGGCGACUGGCGAGGGCGCCCUGCUGCACGCCCUGACUCAGGCCAUCUCCCGCACAGCCAGUGAGCCGCUCGGCACGCCGCGCCGGUUCUUUGCCUUCAACGGCGUGCACCCGCCGGCUCCGCAGCCGCCGCUGCAGGGCGAGUGCUUUGGCCGCGACGCCUUUGUAAUCUGGUUCUGGCUGCGGCUCGACAGCGUGUGCUCCUUCCUCGCCACCGCCGGCCACGGCGUCGAGGUGUCGUUGCGAGGAGGCUUGCUCACGGUCGUCGCGAUGAGCCCUAAGGGCGGGGCGGCGUCGGCGCAGGUGCCUGCGCCUCUGUCGGCCGGCGAGUGGCACUGGGCGCUGCGGCAGCGGUUCGUCUUCCCCGCUCCGACCAAGGACCUCCGCCACUGGAGCGUCGGGGGGCCGCUCCCUCCCGGGGUGACGGCGCACGAGUCGACCUGCGCCCCGCUGUCUGGCGCUCAGCUCGCCGAGCUGCUGCUGCUGCCCGCCGCCGCAGCUGGGUCUGCGGCGGUGAGCGGCGCCUGCGCGGCGCUCUCCGCGUCGCGCGCCCGCUCGCUCGAGGAGGCGUCGGCGACGGCGGCGGGCGCGCUGCGCCUCUUCCGGCUGUGCGUGUGCGGCAGCGAGUGCGAGGCGAGGCAGGCUAGCGACGAGGGGCCGGUCGGCGAGGAGAACGGUAAGGGGAUUCUGCUGUAA